Messenger RNA from Pistacia vera, 1647 nucleotides. Its product is annotated as calcium-transporting ATPase 12, plasma membrane-type-like. Bases 1 to 1647 code for a protein of 548 amino acids. NCBI's taxonomy places the organism in Eukaryota, Viridiplantae, Streptophyta, Magnoliopsida, Sapindales, Anacardiaceae. The transcript has a single exon. Gene Ontology annotation, cellular component: intracellular membrane-bounded organelle. The record is from RefSeq and is a predicted model, not a curated record. Gene Ontology annotation, molecular function: P-type calcium transporter activity.
AUGUCUUUGAGGUUUCGAAAACCCAACGAACCAGAAAUAUGUGACCAAGAACAUAGUCUCUUGGCUCUGGCAAAACUCCAAAAGAGAAGGUGGAAGUUGGCUUUUGAUGUCAUUCGCUUCACCAGGGCUCUUGCUUCUUUGCCAAAGAUAGCUGUAGACAACAAUAAACAAAUCUUGCGGUCCCUCUCUUAUGUUGCCAUUGAUAUCGGUAGAGCAUUGCCACACGAUGACGUAGGAGUUAAUUUUCUCGACAUUGAUCAGAAAAUACUCACUACCAUGGUGAAAGAGAAGAACUUCGAAUCUUUGAACAAUCUGGGAGGAGUGAAGCAAGUUGCUACAAUUCUUGGAACCGACGAAAAGAAUGGUGUCCCAGGUAAUGAGGCUCAACUUCUGCAUAGAACGAAUGUUUUUGGUAAAAACUGUUAUAAAAAGCCAAAUGCAAAAAGCUUUCUUAGUUUUGUUUAUGAAGCAUUCAAAGAUACUACCAUUGUCAUACUUCUAGUCUGUGCAAUACUUUCUCUAGCCUUCGGAAUUAAAGAAGAUGGCCUGAAAGAAGGGUGGUAUGAUGGCAGCAGUAUUAUAUUUGCUGUGUUUUCGGUUGUAAUUGUCUCUGCCGUGAGUAACUUCAAGCAAAAUAGACAAUUUGAAAAGCUUUCUGAUGAGAGUGCUGACAUAAAAGUUGAAGUAGUGAGAGAUGGCAGGCGUCAAGCUGUGUCAAUCUUUGAAGUUGUAGUGGGUGAUGCUGUGUGUUUGAAGAUCGGCGAUCAAAUUCCAGCUGAUGGGUUGUUCUUGAAUGGUUACUCCUUGAAGGUGGACGAAUCUAGCAUGACUGGUGAAAGUGACCAUGUUGAGAUCAAUGGCAGAGAGAAUCCUUUCUUGCUUUCUGGCACAAAGGUCACAGAUGGUUAUGGUUCUAUGCUCAUCACUUCUGUGGGUAUGAAAACGGCAUGGGGAGAGAUGAUGAGUUCUAUUAGCCGUGACUUGGAUGAGCAGACUCCACUGCAAGUUCGCCUCAAAAAGCUGACUUCCUAUAUCGGAAAGAUUGGAUUGGCAGUAGCUGUGAUGGUCCUUCUUGUUAUGUUGAUUCGUUACUUCACAGGCAACACCACAGAUGAAAGAGGAGAUAGAGAAUUCAACCGCGACAAGUCAAAGUUUGACGAUGCAAUGAAUGCAGUUCUGAGAAUUAUUGCUGCAGCAGUCACAAUAGUGGUGGUUGCAAUCCCUGAAGGUUUGCCUCUGGCUGUUACUCUCACUCUGGCAUACUCUAUGAAGCGUAUGAUGGCAGAUAAUGCAUUGGUUAGAAAACUCUCUGCUUGCGAAACGAUGGGAUCCGCCACAACAAUCUGNAACCUUGUUGCUCAGGCUUUGUAUCAAGUAAUUGUGCUAUUAAUUCUGCAGUUCAAGGGAAGAUCCAUCUUCAGCGUGGACGAGAAGAUAAAGAACACAAUGAUAUUCAACACAUUUGUCUUCUGCCAGAUCUUCAAUGAGUUUAAUGCAAGGAACCUGGAGGAGAAGAAUAUAUUCAAGGGACUGCACAAGAACAAACUCUUUAUUGGGAUUGUUGGGACUACACUAAUUCUCCAAGUCUUGAUGGUGGAGUUUCUGAACAAGUUUGCCAACACUAAGAGGCUGAAUUUGGAGCAAUGA